Messenger RNA from Sporothrix brasiliensis 5110, 1680 nucleotides. RefSeq names its product glycoside hydrolase. The transcript has 2 exons. Bases 1 to 1680 code for a protein of 559 amino acids. Gene Ontology annotation, molecular function: 1,3-beta-glucanosyltransferase activity; glucan endo-1,3-beta-D-glucosidase activity. NCBI's taxonomy places the organism in Eukaryota, Fungi, Ascomycota, Sordariomycetes, Ophiostomatales, Ophiostomataceae. Gene Ontology annotation, biological process: cell wall organization. The record is from RefSeq and is a predicted model, not a curated record. Gene Ontology annotation, cellular component: fungal-type cell wall; cell surface; extracellular region.
AUGAAGGCUUCAAUUCUGGCAGCAGCUGCUGCCCUCGCCGGCGGCGUCAGCGCCAACCGGGUUCACCACCGCCACGCGGCCGCCCACGACAUGUUCCAGAAGCGCGGUCACGCCGAGGGCGAGGUCUGCACGACCAUCGUCAGCACGAUCUACGGCGAGAUGACCUGGCACCCGACGCCCGCGUGCAGCGAUACCACGACCACGAAAGUCACCAAGACUCAUGCCGUCACGACGACCGUCACCAAACCCGAGACGACAGUGACGAAGCCCACGACGACCGUCAACCUCGAGACCACCGUGACCACCGAGACGCCCUGCACCGUCCCGACCAUUGUCGUCCAGACGUGCCCGACCCCUGGCACCUACACUUUCCCGGCCACCACCGUCGUGGUUACCGAGACCACUACCGUUUGCGGCGCCGAGACGACCUCAGUCCCUGCCGGCACUCACACCCUCGGUGGUGUGACGACUGUCGUCGAGACGGAGACCACCGUGGUCUGCCCGGUCGCUACGACCUCUACGCUCCCCAACGGCGUUGUGACCAGCAUCAUCCAGGAGACCACCUACGUCUGCCCCUCGGCUGGUACCUACACCAUCGGUCCCGUCACCACUGUCUGCGCCACCGAGACCGUUGUGGUCAUUCCUGUCGUCACCACCUUCUGCCCUGGCACCUACACUCGCCCGGCCGUCGUCACGACUGUUACCGAGACUGACGUCGUUGUCUACUGUCCCUUCAGCAUCCCUACCACUGCCCCUGCUCCCACUACGACCCCUGCUCCUGCUCCUGCUCCUGUGAAGACCACUUCGGCCGCUCCUGCGCCGCCGAAGUCCACGACCUCUGCGGUCGCGAAGCCGCCCACCACGCACAGCGGUCUCGGUGGCUCUGGCGACCAGUGGGCCAUCACUUACACCCCGUACACCAGCAGCGGCGGCUGCAAGUCGUCUUCGCAGGUCCUGAUUGAUCUCCAGGAGAUCAAGGCCAAGGGCUUCACCACCAUCCGUGUUUACUCCACCGACUGCGACACCCUGCCCAACGUCGGUGAUGCCUGCGAGGCGACUGGCCUGAAGCUCAUCAUUGGUGUCUUCAUCUCCGAGGUUGGCUGCGACAACGGCAACCCUGAUGUCGCUUCCCAGAUCGCUGCCAUCAAGGCCUGGGGCAAGUGGGAACUUGUCGAGCUUGUCGUUGUUGGUAACGAGGCCGGCAACCAGGGCUUCUGCACUCCCGAGCAGCUGAAGGAGCUGAUCGUUGAGGUCAAGGAGAUCAUCGUCGAGGCUGAUUGCAGCGUCCCCGUCACCACCACCGAUACCGUCAACACCUGGCAGGACACCAACUUCUCUGGCGUUCUCUGCAGCGUUGUCGACGUUGUUGCCUGCAACUCUCACGCCUACUUCAACGCUGAGACCGUCCCCUCUGAGGCCGGUUCCUUCGUCGCGGGUCAGCUCGAGAUUGUCAAGAACAUCUGCGGUCUUCCCGGUUACGUCAUGGAGACUGGCUGGCCCUCGCAGUGCGUUGCCAACGGCGUUGCCACUUGCUCUGAGUCUGACCAGGCCAGCGCCAUCUCCUCGCUGAAGGCGGCUCUUGGCAGCCAGGUUGUCUUCUUCUCGUACUCCAACGAUGACUGGAAGGACAAUGGCUCGUGCGGUUGCGAGCAGCACUGGGGUUGCGGUCAGCUCUUCUAA